AUUACAGAUCCCAUCUUCCUUCAAUACUCAAACACAAACUCACACCCACACUCACACAAAGUAACUAUUCAAACAGUGUGUGCGUGUGUGUUUUUUUUUAUUUCCUUCAAAAUAAAAAAAAAAUGAAGAGGAGGCCAAACAUAGUAUUAUUUGGAGAUUCAAUAACAGAACAAUCUUUUAGAUACGGUGGAUGGGGUGCUUCCCUUACUGAUACGUACUCUCGCAAGGCUGAUAUAGUUGUUCGUGGAUAUGGUGGAUACACAACUCGUUGGGCUUUAUUCAUGUUGCCUCACAUUUUCUCCUUGGGUUCUACCACUCCUCCUGCAGCUACUACAGUAUUCUUUGGGGCUAACGAUGCUGCACUUCCAGGGAGGACAAGCGAACGUCAGCAUGUGCCUCUUGAAGAAUACAAAGAGAAUCUUAGAAAAAUUGUUCAUCAUUUGAAGGAAUGCUCUGCCACCAUGCUGAUUGUCCUUAUAACUCCCCCACCAGUUGACGAGGAAGGGCGCCAAGAAUAUGCAACAUCUGUAUAUGGGGAAAAAGCAAUGAAACUUCCCGAAAGAACAAAUGAAGCCGCAGGAACUUAUGCAAAUGGGUGUGUUGACGUAGCUAAGGAACUCGGUGUGUCUUCAAUCAACUUAUGGUCCAAGAUGCAAGAAACUCAGGGCUGGCAGAAAAAGUUUCUUAGUGACGGAUUGCACCUAACACCAGAUGGAAAUAAGAUUGUUUUUGAAGAAGUUGUAAAAGUAUUCAAUGGUGCUUGGCUUUCUGCCCCUGAAAUGCCUUCUGAUUUCCCUCAUCAUUCAGAGAUUGAUUCCCAGGACCCUGAAAAGGCUUUCCAGCAAAGCUGCUUGUAAUACUACCAUCAAUCAUUUUACUUUAUUAAAACAAAAUUUCUGAAAUAUUUGUUUUGGGGAUCUAAUGAAGUAUAUUGUAUGUUUCGAGAUAUGAACACAAUAAGUAUCCAAUAUGUCUGUUCAAUACAAAUUUAUCUAAUCGGCUUAUACAAA
Molecule: messenger RNA, 1010 nt
Organism: Erigeron canadensis
Lineage: Eukaryota; Viridiplantae; Streptophyta; Magnoliopsida; Asterales; Asteraceae
Product: GDSL esterase/lipase At5g62930
Exons: 6
Coding region: 123-857 (244 amino acids)
Molecular function (GO): hydrolase activity, acting on ester bonds
Source: RefSeq, a predicted model, not a curated record